AUGGCAGAAAACUCUAACGCUUCUUCUGUUAAUCCAAUUGAUACGUCUAUACGAAAAUCUAGUGGUAAACCAAAGUCAAUUGUAUGGGAAACACAUAUUAAACAAGGGAAAGAAAUUUCUAAAGGCCAUUGGAGUGCGACAUGCAACUAUUGUAAUGAGUUUUGGUACAAAGGCUCCCCUGCUUCCCUUGAAGCUCAUUUAGGUAACUCAUGUAAUAAAGCCCCACCGGAUGUUCGUAGCUUAUUUUUAAGUCGAUUAGCAACAAGAGAACUUGAUGCAUCAACAUCAAAAAAACGAAAACUUAAUGUUCAGUCACAACUUUCUGACUUCUGUGCUGCCGGUAUUCUAAGGUCUCUAGAUCAAAAUCAAAAAAAAACUUUAUUUAUUAAUAUAAUUAUAGGAAGUACUCUUAAAACUUUAGCUGAAGAAAAUCUAAUCGAAGGCGGCGGUCUUAAACAAUGGGUAGAUACUCAUGUAGUGUGGGCACGAGGAACAUUUCGACGUAUUCUUCUUGCAGCAGAUAACUUCUAUGAAAAAAUGGGUAAAAAACAUAAAGAAAGAAAAAUGUUAAUGUCACAAAUGAGAAGUUAUCGAUACCGUACUGAGCCGUUUGAUGUGCCUUUCGAAAAUAAUGAAUCUCCUACGACGUGCGAUGAUGAUGACUACGAUGAAGAACAAACCACCAGUGAAGUACAAGAUGUGGAGUUUCCGGAAGAAGAAGCACUUAAUAUUGAGGAAUUGUUGAAUCUUGAUGCGGCUGAUUUUACAAAUGACUUAGGUGAAAUAGUUUUUAAUACCAACUUCGAAUCUUCUGAAGAGGAACAUGGUAAUGUUCAAAUUAAUGAUGCCGAGAGCAAUGUUGAUGAGGAAAAUUGGGAUCCUGAAAAGGAAAAUUCACAAUUGCAUUUGCCUGCCUGUGGACUUCUCGUUCGAUCACGGUUUCACAAUAAUUUACGCACUCUUCAAAGGUUGGAUACUUGGUCAACAGAAGAGUUAAAUAUGAGCAAAAAGAACCGAAAACGGUGGGAGUACGAGGUUAAAUUAUGGAGGGCUCUUUUAGAUACCUCUGUAAAAUUCAAUACUAUUAAUGAUGUUAACCAAAGAGCAAUUGUUCUUGACUUGUUCUUUGGCUCUUUGGAUAAUGAAUGUCCCCUAAACGUGGACAACAUCAACUAUCGACCUCCCAUAUACUUCGAGGUCGAGAUUGCAGAAGCUGAAGAUAAUAAUGGUGAUAAUUAUGAUUAUGGAGCAUUGGAGGGUUCCAGUGCCCAACAUUGCCCGAGACGUACCUCCAAUACCGGAUUAAUUUUCCAAACGUUGGCUGCUGGCUACAGGACUCACAAAGCUCUUUGGGGGUUUGUUCUGUGGGAAGAAGGUUUUGAAGAAGAAUUUUGUUUAGAAGGAACAUGGUGUAGGAUGGUUCUAGACCCGCUAUUAAAAAUUGUUACACGUAGAUUUAAUGGAAAAAGUAUUCGACAGUGGGGCGAAGCAAAAUCAUUGGCUUCGAAUUUUCGAAAAGGAAACAGUGCAAGAAAACCAGACUUCUGGUUUAUAGUAAAAGAUUAUGAAAAAUUGUGGAAAAAGCUAUACGAUGUAGAAAUAUUCCUUCUUCAAGUAUAUGAAACAAAUCUUAGGUUUUUUAUAAUGGAUCAGCCUGGGCUCCCACUGUGUCGCGUUCGUAAAAUUUUUGACUUCCAAAUUCUUUACGAUUACUCAGAUGAAAUUUCAGUUCUUUAUUUUACACAUGGUCUUUGGAAGAUUCGGUUAGGUUUAGAAAUACAUAACGUGAUAAAUAAUGUUUGUGGUGAAAUACAAAGACAACAGCGAAAACCUCUUAUUAAUUCUUCUGGUGUUCCAGCUGAAUUAUCUGUUCGAGAUUUUAUUUCUUUUCCAUCUCCAUGA
This is a messenger RNA of Dentiscutata heterogama, 1902 nucleotides long. The record is from the annotation of a GenBank genome assembly. NCBI's taxonomy places the organism in Eukaryota, Fungi, Glomeromycota, Glomeromycetes, Diversisporales, Gigasporaceae.